This is a messenger RNA of Iphiclides podalirius (scarce swallowtail), 1605 nucleotides long. NCBI's taxonomy places the organism in Eukaryota, Metazoa, Arthropoda, Insecta, Lepidoptera, Papilionidae. The record is from the annotation of a GenBank genome assembly.
AUGAAGGAAAUAAAAAACCUUACCGGGCUUACUGUUGAGAAAGUCGUCACCGGGAGGUCCGACAACUACUUCGACUGUUCCCUAGGCAAGUUUUUUAUGAACAUUGGCCUUAGCUUCGUCCAAGAGUUUGUUCAAAACGACUUGAUCAAACAACAAAAUAAGAAAUUGCACAGAGAGAAAAAGGCCGGGCACAACACUAGAGCAACCGAGACGUCGAUCGCGUCGCUGAGGAAGAACUUGGAGUUGAGCAAAGAGAACAACGCCCCCUACCGGUGGGAGCAAAAGAAGUGCGAGUUUUGUAGUUUCAAAUCGGAUUCCCUGUUGGUGAUGGCGCACCACCUAGAGACGCCCCACAUGAGAAACAACCUUUACAAGUGUAACUAUUGCGCAUUCGCGAUCCGAAGCCCCCACGAUAUUCUGUAUCACAUGGAGGCGGAGCACAACGUCAGGGGCAAGCUGGAGAGGGCGCCGGCGUACCACCAGUGCGCCAAUUGCCCCUUCGAGGAUAACGGCAAGGGAAAACUGGCGCGCCACCUCAUACCGUGCUCCAAGAAAUUCAAGCCCGAGGCCAACCUGGCGCCGCCCAUUGAUUGGGAGCCCCCCGCUAAGAUACCAAAGAUGACCCGGACGCGGAGCAGCAUGAUGAGCUCGUACCAGGGCGCGGCGCAGCGGGGCGCGGCAGGCGCGGGCGGCGCGGCGCUCGCGGGCCGGGCGGGGGGCGCCCUCAGCGGCGUCACCGUAACGGCGGGCGGAGGGGCGGGCGCGGGCGCGGCCUACAGGGCCCGCGGGCGGUCGCCACUCGCGGCGCCCUCGCGCGGCCCCCCCGCACUCGGCGGGCCGCUGCUGCGGGGCGGCGUGAUGAUUCGCCACGCCGCGCCGGCACCCGUUCUCGUGCCAGCCAACUUCCCGAUCACGAGCAACGGGAAGAGCCUGGUUUUUGGGAAAUCGAUGCAUCAGCCAUCGAUCUCGAUCACGCCCCUGCCGAGGCAGCCGCUUCCCACUCAGCCGCAGCCGGCCCAUCAGGGCAAGAGCACGUUCGUCAUCUGCGAGAUCUGCGACGGCUACAUCAAGGAUCUGGAGCAGUUGCGGAAUCACAUGCAAUGGAUACACAAAGUCAAGAUACACCCCAAGAUGAUUUACAACAGGCCUCCAUUGAAUUGUCAGAAGUGCCAAUGCAGAUUCUUCACUGACCAAGGUCUGGAAAGGCAUCUCCUAGGGUCGCACGGGCUGGUCACGAGUUCCAUGCAGGAAGCAGCGAACAAGGGGAAGGACGAGGGCAGGUGCCCCGUAUGUGGACGGGUGUACCAAUGGAAACUCCUGAACCACGUAGCCCGCGACCACAAUCUCACUCUGAAGCCGGCCCAUCUGUCGUACAAGUGCACCGUGUGCACAGCGACCUUCGGGAUGUACAAGCAGUUCGAGAACCACGUGUACUCUGCGCACAGUGUGGUUGCGAAACGCGUGAUGGAGAAGAGCAAGAUGGCGGCGGCGGGGGCGGGGGCGGCGGCCAAGGCGGGCGGCGGCGCGCUCCUCACGCCGCUCAAGAUCAACGACGAGAUCACCAUAAUACCCCAGCCGAUCAAGCCGGCCAUGACAUAUAACAAA